Messenger RNA from Fonsecaea nubica, 1986 nucleotides. RefSeq lists its product as hypothetical. The record is from RefSeq and is a predicted model, not a curated record. The coding region runs from base 1 to 1986 and encodes 661 amino acids. NCBI's taxonomy places the organism in Eukaryota, Fungi, Ascomycota, Eurotiomycetes, Chaetothyriales, Herpotrichiellaceae. The transcript has 2 exons.
AUGGACGCGAAUUCUAUAUCGGCAGAGUUGCUGGAAUGCCUAAAGAUAUUCAACGCCCUUUUGGCAAGGGACGAACUUUUCGGCCCGUCUGGCAUACCAAAACAUAUCUGGAACGACGAGCUUGGGAGACUUAGGAUAUGGGCUGCAAACAUUGGUGCUCAUAAGAAAGAUCAGUCCUCUCUAGAUUACCGACUCAGAAACGCCUCGCAUGUCAAAUCACAGAUAAUCAACUUGCUGCAGAGCCUGAAGAUGACGCUGCAAGACCUGGAGGAAGUUCUAGUGGAGGUCAAUGAGAAACACUCCGCCACAGAAGAAGGCACUGAAGACGAUGAAGGAAAGGCAGAGGUUGCAGAGAUAUUCAACGACCUGGUACAAGUCAUCACAAACCUCUACCGAUUGUCCAUUCUUGUACGACAGCCAUCACAGCGAGACCAGUUUCUCCGAUACCGAAAAGCCGACGCGGUCGGAUACGAACAAUUUGACCGGAAUCAUGUCCAGGAAAAGUUUCGUGGUGCCGACCCCAGAGUGAUAGACAGACUCGGGACAGCCAUUUCGAACAGACGCCGACAUCUCAAGGCACUGGAGCGGCACAGGGCCAAACUGGGAAAAGGUAUCAGCCACGCUCAUGUGGAAGAUCAUGACGGAGUGUCCACCGUUAUGUCGGGGACAUUGGCCACUGAAUACGAGGAGACAGGUGCAGUUGCGAGGCUCGAGGCUACUUCUGUAAGUGGUGAGUCCACGACAUCAUAUGCUGCAUCGUUUCUGUCGGGAAAGAGGAAUAUACAGGUCCCUCCGCCACCUGUCGGGUAUGGUAGCGACGAGCCGUUUGAAUGUCCAUAUUGCUUCUUCAUCACGACGAUAACGAGCAGAAAGUCUUGGGCACGCCACAUCUUCCGGGACCUGAUGCCAUAUGUCUGCAUUUUCCCUGAUUGCACAACACCGAAUCAAAUGUAUAAUAGCCAGCGGAGCUGGUCCUUGCAUUUACAGACACAUGGUCAUGAUCCAGCCAACCCCUCAUCUUUAGCGGUGGGUUUCUGCCAGUUGUGCCGCAAAAGCGACAUUCCUUCCAAAGCAUACGAACGCCAUGUCGCCGAGCACCUGGAGGAACUGGCUCUGUUCGCACUGCCACGUAACAUGCAGGUUGAGGAUGAAGAUGCUGACGACGAUGAUGACGAUCAGCAGGCGCGUCCAAGCAUGGCAAAUAGCAGAUCCUCUAGUCAAGUCGGUGAAGAAGAUUUGCUACGGAGAGAUUCGGGGGAUUCUACCGAAGAUUUUUGGUCGAGGGCCGUGCACAUAGAAGGAGACGAAACGGUAACUGAGCACAACGAUGAAGGUCGACAAGAGCGCAUACGGGAGGCAAUUGAAUUGGGGUCAUCCACCCUCCUGAAACGUCUGCGCGCUGGGGCGACAGUUGAUACAACGAUCUCAAAUGCAGGGGGAGCAGCUGAAACGGGAGCUAAGUACGGUGAGGAGAUCAUUGGUCUGCGGAUUCAGAGUGAAGAGGAGGCAGUGAAGCAGGGUUUGAAGCCACUCGGCCUCCUGGAACGUCUAAAACGAGGAGCAAAGGCGGGCCUAGAUGGUACAACGCAGGUUGAAGAUCAACAGAUCCCAGGAGGACCGACCACGAGCGAACGACCGGAUAUACGGGAAGUGAUUCCCCCUCCCAAGAAGCCGAGAGCUGCCAUCCACCUGAUCACCGAGGAUGGGCAAGAACACGAAUUCGAGUGGGAGCGAUGUUAUACCUUUGGUGGUAUGGAGGCUUCGAUCAUCCGAAGGUUUGGGGCCCAAGACGCAUUAUCACGCAACAUGGUGAAAGGUCGAUGCCUGUUCAUCACGUCUGAUAAUCGCGUUAUAUCGCCCAAGGCGUGGACGGCGACGGUCAAGCCAGAUAUGACAAUUAGGAUUGUAGUGUCGCCGGGACCCUCAAGGGCAAGCGACGCACGUCCGAGUGCAGCGGCAUGGAGCGACCUCACCAGCGACGAAUGA